Molecule: messenger RNA, 693 nt
Organism: Lipotes vexillifer (Yangtze River dolphin)
Lineage: Eukaryota; Metazoa; Chordata; Mammalia; Artiodactyla; Lipotidae
Gene: GFER
Product: growth factor, augmenter of liver regeneration
Exons: 3
Coding region: 1-621 (206 amino acids)
Biological process (GO): liver development
Cellular component (GO): mitochondrion
Molecular function (GO): flavin-dependent sulfhydryl oxidase activity; flavin adenine dinucleotide binding
Source: RefSeq, a predicted model, not a curated record
AUGGCGACGCCUGGCGAGCGGGGGAGUUUCGGCGGUGGGAACUUAUUCUCCUUUCUACCCGGCGGCGCGCGCUCCGAGGUGAUGGACGACCUGGUGACGGACGCGCGCGGCCGGGGCGCGGGGCGGAGAGAUUCCGCCUCUUCGGCCCGGACGCCAUCGCAGGCGCCGGCCUCCGAUUCUCAGGUCGCCGAGGACGCCUCCCGGAGGCUGCCCUGCCGGGCCUGCGUGGACUUCAAGUCGUGGAUGCGGACACAGCAGAAGCGGGACAGCAAGUUUAGGGAAGAUUGUCCUCCGGAUCGCGAGGAACUGGGCCGCCACAGCUGGGCUGUCCUCCAUACCCUGGCGGCCUACUAUCCCGACCUGCCCACCCCAGAACAGCAGCAAGAUAUGGCUCAGUUCAUACAUUUAUUUUCCAAGUUUUACCCGUGUGAGGAGUGUGCUGAAGACAUAAGGAAAAGGAUAUGCAGGAACCAGCCAGACACUCGCACUCGGGCCUGCUUCACCCAGUGGCUAUGCCGCCUGCACAACGAGGUGAACCGCAAGCUAGGCAAGCCGGACUUCAACUGCUCACUGGUGGACGAGCGUUGGCGCGACGGCUGGAAGGACGGCUCCUGUGACUAGAGGGCAGCCAGAGCCUGUGGGUGGCCUGGCCAGAGAGGGUGGGGCUUAUUAAAGUGCGUGUCAGAGCCAGAG